Stegastes partitus (bicolor damselfish) is the source of this 1910-nucleotide messenger RNA. RefSeq names its product heart and neural crest derivatives expressed 2 (gene hand2). Gene Ontology annotation, molecular function: RNA polymerase II transcription regulatory region sequence-specific DNA binding; DNA-binding transcription factor activity, RNA polymerase II-specific; protein dimerization activity. The transcript is spliced from 2 exons. The record is from RefSeq and is a predicted model, not a curated record. Gene Ontology annotation, biological process: regulation of transcription by RNA polymerase II; heart development. The coding region runs from base 359 to 1114 and encodes 251 amino acids. Lineage: Eukaryota; Metazoa; Chordata; Actinopteri; Pomacentridae.
UCACAGCUGACUGAGGACGGCAUGAGGAGCGGCGGCCACAGGAGGACGGCGCACUGAGUGAGAGCACACGGAGGAAGCAGCUCUGCGCACAUCUAUUCCCAGAAGGAGACGGAGCAGGACCAUGUCCCGGGAGGAGGCGUGAGCGGCCCUCCAGCCCCCCGCCGCCCCACGGCGGCCCUGACGCGCGGAAGCCGCUGGAUGCAGCGUUCAGGAUGCAAACAUCUGCUGUGAGCAGCAGCUGAACGGCCGAGACGCUUCACCGCUGCAGCAUCCCGAAAGGACCUGCGCGUGCGUGCGUGCGCGCGUGCGUGUGCGUGUUAGAGAGUGUGUAUGUGCGCGUGCCCAGGUGUGUGCCACUAUGAGCCUGGUCUCGGGCUUCCCUCACCACCCGGUCAUGCACCACCACGACAGCCACCACUACUCCUUACACGCUGCGGCGGCCGGUCGGUGUCACGAGGACACCGGCGCGCCUCCGUACUUCACGAGCUGGCUAAUCAGCCACGCGGACAUGUCUCCCACUGAGUACAGCCUCGCGCCCGGCUACAGCCCAGAGUACCACAGCAACAGCGGCGGCGGCUCCAGCGGCGGCCUGGACCCCCACCACCACCACCACCACCACUACGGCCCCGGCGGCCUGGUUCCGGGUCCCGGCACCAUCUCAGUCAACGGAAACACGGUCGGUAUGCACCACCACCACCACCACACGCACCCGCGGCCCGUGAAGCGGAGACCCACGGCCAACCGCAAGGAGCGGCGGCGGACCCAGAGCAUCAACUCGGCCUUCGCGGAGCUGCGGGAGUGCAUCCCCAACGUCCCGGCCGACACCAAGCUGUCCAAGAUCAAGACGCUGCGGCUGGCCACCAGCUACAUCUCCUACCUGAUGGACAUCCUGGACAAGGACGGCCAGCACGGAGACACGCAGGCCUUCAAGGCCGAGCUGAAAAAGACGGAGGCUCGGGAGGAGCGCAGGAAGAGAGAGGCGGUGGAGAUCCCGAAGACAGCCUCUUCAUCAUCGUCCUCCUCGUCGUCGUCCUCCUCGUCAGCGGGCGAUAAGAAGAGCAAAGGGCGGACGGGCUGGCCGCAGCAUGUCUGGGCUCUGGAACUCAAGCAGUAGCUCGGGCCUCGCAGAACCUCGUCCGCGGGCCGCUGUCGUGUCUGUGGACGUCCGGGCCUCCCGCAGCAGAGGACGCCGCUGGAGCGCGUUCACGUCGCCGUGGAGGCCGGUGGCAGCUGAUAGAACAUAACUUGGGAUUUAUAACUGUUAUCCGGCUAAAGGCGCUCUGACGCUGGUCCCCCCCCAAGCUUCACCCCGGGAUCAGAAUCAGAACCACACACAUUUACUGCAGAACUAGUAGGAAGAAGAACACAGACGUUUUGUUAGAUGUUGUGAGGCCUCAUCAGUGAACCAGUAGAACCCGCAGCCUGCUGCCCGUCUGGUGCUGAAGGAGGCUCCGUGCGCUCUCAGUUAUGUUCUACCAGGAACCGAGCCGAGGACCGGCGGAACCAGUCCUCUGUUUCUGUCCGACACACACACACCUACACACCUACACCUACACACACACACACACACACACACACACACACACACACACACGCUCUCGGCUUUAUUUAAUGGAAUAUAUUUAUGUGCAAUUUGCCCGUUGGGAGGAUCACAGGCCUGUGGCGGACUGACAGCGGACAGACUGAGCAUCUGUGAUACAGGACAGCUCCAUGUGAACAUGUCUCUCUCUCUCUCUCUCUCUCUCUCUCUCUCUCUCUCUCUCUCUCUCUCUCUCUCCGUCCCAGUUGUACAUGUAGUGACGUCACGGCGGUGACGCAGUGUCCGUGGUGGUGAUGAUGUAACCGGCCGCGCGCUGCGCCUGCGUGCGGGAUGUAAACGGUGUGAUGAAUGAAUAAAGCAGCGCCUGGUA